Molecule: messenger RNA, 793 nt
Organism: Vollenhovia emeryi
Lineage: Eukaryota; Metazoa; Arthropoda; Insecta; Hymenoptera; Formicidae
Product: WAS protein family homolog 1-like
Exons: 3
Coding region: 1-435 (144 amino acids)
Source: RefSeq, a predicted model, not a curated record
AUGUCGACAUCGACAACACCAACGUUCGCGAUGGUCGACAACAACAAUACGACUCAAGAUCGAAUCUUGGCCGAGGCAAUGGCCAACGCGAAAGUAUCGGAGGACGAGUCCGCGGCGUCGGCUCAAGGCACAGUACUUCCAUUCCCGUUCCUUCCGCCACCGCCACCGCCACCGCCGCCGCCACCGCCGUCGCCACCGCCGUCGUCAUCGCCGCCGUUAUCCUUGCCUCCGUCGCCGUCACUGCCGCAAUCGGCAUCACCAUCAACGAUGGUGGUGGUUAAGUCUCAACCGUCUAAACCAAGAUGGCAUCGUGCAGGGCGCGGGCGCAACCAAGAAUGGAACAGCCGCGGCCGCGGUCGUGGCCGUGGCCGUGGCCGUGGCAGCGGCCGCAGCCGCCCCUAUGCCAUAAAGUAUGGCAACAUUUAUUUUAAUUAAAUUUUAUAUUUUAUAUUAAUGAGAAAGGAAGAAAGAAAAAGAAGUAGGUAAUGUGUGAGCGUGUUACAACAGCGUUCAUACAUACAGUAUGAAUUUACAUAUCAUUCUUCCUGCUUCUAACAAAGUUUGCAGUAUAGGCUUGAAAAGGUUAUUGCAUAAGUCUUAUUUGUUUAAAUCAUAUUGAUAGCUAACUACCUCUUUUUAUUUCUAUUUAUAUUUUUAUUUUAUAUUUUUAACAUAACAUGAUUGAAAUGAAAUUAUUAAAUACUUCAAGCCUAGACCGUAUUUUAAGUAAUCUAAAUAAAUCAAUAAAAGUUUGUUAUUUUCCAUCUCUCAUUUGAAUAAUUAUUGAAUUUAA